This is a messenger RNA of Brassica oleracea var. oleracea, 541 nucleotides long. Its product is annotated as 40S ribosomal protein S29. The transcript has 3 exons. The record is from RefSeq and is a predicted model, not a curated record. The coding region runs from base 75 to 245 and encodes 56 amino acids. Gene Ontology annotation, cellular component: ribosome; cytosolic small ribosomal subunit. Gene Ontology annotation, biological process: translation. Lineage: Eukaryota; Viridiplantae; Streptophyta; Magnoliopsida; Brassicales; Brassicaceae. Gene Ontology annotation, molecular function: zinc ion binding; structural constituent of ribosome.
UUAUCCCUCAAAUAAACAUUCUCUAGGGUUUUCGCAUACGCCGCUUGUUCUUUCCUCUGUGAGCAACCGACGAAAUGGGUCAUGACAACGUGUGGAACUCUCAUCCGAAGAAGUACGGUCCUGGCUCACGCACCUGCCGUGUGUGUGGAAACUCCCACGGGCUGAUCAGGAAGUAUGGUCUGAACUGCUGCAGACAGUGUUUCCGCAGCAAUGCCAAGGAGAUUGGAUUCAUCAAGUAUCGUUAAUGAAGCACCAGUUCUUGAUUGAUGCUUGUAAUACGCAAAAAUGAUGGCGUCAAUCAAUUGUCUCUGAAACUGUUUUAGUUUUUUUUAAUGCACUUCAAUUUUGUGGGGAGGUAUCGAAUAAGUUGGUGGACCUCUCUAAAUACCUAUGUAUUUUCUCUUAAAAGCUUAAGUUUCAUGGAACAAUGCUCUAUAUGGUCAAAAUAUCAACGCGAUUUUGUAAUUGAAUGACAUAAUCUUGGUUGUAUUAGACAUUAAUCGCAACAAAAGCUUAAGUGUCAAAAUAAAAAUUUGAAACA